Myxocyprinus asiaticus (Chinese sucker) is the source of this 5774-nucleotide messenger RNA. Its product is annotated as rab GTPase-activating protein 1-like. Bases 4535 to 4756 code for a protein of 73 amino acids. The transcript is spliced from 3 exons. The record is from RefSeq and is a predicted model, not a curated record. NCBI's taxonomy places the organism in Eukaryota, Metazoa, Chordata, Actinopteri, Cypriniformes, Catostomidae.
CCUACUCAAAAAUACCCACAUUAUAUCGCUUUGCUUCAGAGAGGCAUUCAAAAGAACUAACUUUUUUAGGGCACUUCCCUGUGCAUUCUGUAUCUAUAGAAGUGACUGUAAUGCCAUGAUACAUGAUAUUUCUCUCAAAUUUAAUCAUGCAUCCCACACAGUACUGAUCUUGGCUCAAGUUUUAGCUUGUCUCUAAUGAGCCCAUGUGAAAAUUGACUAGAACAUUUCUAUAGAGAGUGAAAAUAAGGAUAGAAACGUAGUUUACGCAAGUGCACAAAUGCUUGGCUAAAACAAUGCAUGCUUAUGGUCCUAUUGUACAUGCACUCUUGCGGUACUGUGGCGGUAACAAACCUCAGUAUUCAAUGGGUGAUAGAGUUACCCUCAGUUGCCUGUUAAAGCAAACUACAUGUACUAUAAUCUAGGUAGUUGGCUAUAAACAAGUGGAAAGUUUAACUAACUUUCCCAGCAGCAUUCUUUGCAAACUGUUGCUUCAGGAUGACAGUAGUUGACAAAAAGGUAUGAAUUGCAUUCUGACACAUUUCAGAACACAACGAUGCAUUAAAUCAAACUUGCGUUUUUGAGUGUUUGAGUUCACUAAUUAAUGUACAGUAUGUUUCAGGACAGAAGCUUAAAAGUUGCAACAGCAAUAUUUGGUAUGGGUUAGGGUUAGGUAAGUAUAUUUAUUAGAAGUACAGCCAUAAAGCAAAGCUUUUUCUUCCAUUUAUCUUAAUACACAUUUUCUCUCUCAAUAUAAUAUUGUUUAUUAUUAUUAUGAAAUAUUAAAAAUGUUGACUGCAUGCAUCAUCUCCAGUAUUUCCAUAUGCGUAAUAUGAAUAUAUAUGUCAUGAGAUAAUAUAAAGUUGGCUUUAUGUUUUCGCAUUGGGUGACAUUUGCAUCAUAUGACAAAUUUGAUGCUCUAAAUUACCCAAAGCUCGCACACAGUUAUUCAGAGUAUGCAGAGACCUUGUAUGGGGGGACCUGCUGUUUCAAGGCUCCACCGAGGUAAGUUGGUGUUAGGACUCAAGGAUAAAUGGCCAAAAGUCUGUUGUCUCAGACUCGUUCCACAGGAUAUUUAUAGGCUCUUAUCCACUUUCCAUUUGGGCUAGUUCUUCUUCCAUAUAUGCUUUCAAGAGUUUAUUUUGUAGCUUUAAGGGAAAGAGGUUAGUUGUGUUCAUUUGUUUGUGUGUUGCUGAGCUUGUAUGGUAUGUUCAGGAAGGAAAGAGGAGUUGAGAUCGAGACGAUACUGUGUUCAUCCCCUACCCUGCAUCUCUCUCUUUCUCUCUUUCCUUCUGUUUGUAAAUGUCGUCUCAUUAUCACUAACAGCAGGAUUUCCUGUGCCUAAGUUGCUCUCUGCUGUGCAUCAGUAAUGCAGUAAUUGUGUAUUGUGUUGUUUCUCUACAGAUGACUGUGUGUAUUCUGCGAUUAAUUCCACCUUUAAAUUAAAAUAUUUUUCCCAGCAAUGUUGCUAUAGGGACAUUUUCUGUGGUAUGGCUUGUAUCCACUGUCUGGCUAUGUUCACGAUGGAGUUCUUCCAUACUGCAUAAUAUACUGCAUACUACACUCACAAGCACUUUAUUAGAAACACUAUGGUCCUAAUAAUGUGCCCAACAUGGUCCUCUGCUGUUGUAUAUGGGGUUAUCUGAGUUACCGUAGCCUUUCUGUCUGCUCAACCCAGUCUGGCCAUUCUCUGUUGACCUCUCUCAUCAACAAGGCAUUUCCAUCCUCUGCACUGCCGCUCACUGGAUAUUUUUGGCACCAUUUUGAGUAAAUUCUAGAGAAUGUUGUGCGUGAAAAUCCCAGGAGAUCAGCAGUUACAGAAAUACUCAAACUAGGCCGUCUGGCACCAACAAUCAUGCCACGGUCAAAAUCACUGAGAUCACAUUUUUUCCCCAUUCUGAUGGUUGAUGUGAAUAUUAACUGAAGCUCCUGACCCAUAUCUGCCUGAUUUUAUGCAUUGCACUGCUGCCACACGAUUGGCUGAUUAGAUAAUCGCAUUAAUAAGGUGUACAGGUCUUCCUAAUAAAGUGCUCGAGUAUGCAAUAUACUGAAAAAAAUUUUAUUAUGUAAUAUGACGUUCCAAACACGCUUUACUCUGACAUUGGCAAAAACCCUGAAACAGGCAACAAUUAGGACCCAGCGAGACAGGAAUGGGAAACCAGAAAGGGAGAGGCACUCUGUGGGAAACAAGCACCUGAGUGAGGUGAUGUAACAGGUGCAUUCAUCAGCUUACAAGUGAGUCAGCAAAGGCAGUGGAGCACAGAUUCAUUUGCCUUAAGGAUCAUUAUCCUUUUGUUUUUUCCUUGUAUGGCACUUUGUUUGGACUUCCUAUAGGCCAUGCCCACUUUCAAGCCCCCUUGAUCUAUUUCUCUUUUUCCACACGCUUGCUUUUACUAAUGUGUCUUUAUCUUAAUGAAAAGCAAGAAUGGGUUUAAACCUGACUUUACUUGUGUGGAGCAGUUCACAAGGAGAAAUCUGCAGUCUUUACCCCUUCACAGCCUCUUCAGAAAGGAUACAUUGUGCUUAAUUUCAACUAUUGACUUCUUCUCGAAUGCUUUUUAUUUGUUUAACGGAGGCCUGUUGUUUGUGCCUUCAAGGAGAGGAACAUAAUUACAUCAUGCUGUUUUAUCCGACUUAUUUUGAAAUUUUGCAACUGGAUUUUAUACGUAAAUGAGCUCUGUAUUGCCGUUAGUACUCGGACAGCAUCUGCGUUGACCAUGCCUCAUUGGCGCUGGCUCCCAGUAUCCGUGUAAAUGUGUGUGUAUGUGUACUUAGUCACACUUUCCUCUUUAUCUUCUGCAAACAACAGUGAAAGGUAGGCACGACAGCAGAUGAAUGAGGAAAUGUUGGGAAAAAGUGUGCGAAAAACACAAGUGAGGUGUGAGUGAACUGCUGUUUGAUCUGCCAUUCAACCUCAAAUCUUGCACAGUUCUGUUAUUUUUAUACGCACAUUCACCCUUGGUGUAUUUUUACACUGUUUUAAGUUGAUUUCUUGAAGAUCCUGCCAUUGUCAGUGUACUGGGAUGUCAUGUGGAUGUUUUUUUCCCCCUGAGAUAACGUCGUUAUGAGACUGUAAGGAGGGAGGAGACUGUGUGGCAAGGACAGGAAGCCUUGUGCCAUAUGUCCAUAUCAGACCUGGACGCAACACACCACACACAUACAUAAUGUGCCUCCCAGAGGCUGUGCACAAAUUACUUCUACCACCCCCUGAAUGGAACAUUUUCAUCCAAUCACGUUCAAGAGGGGAGGAAAUGCAAGGCAGUGGUUAGUCUUUGAAUUGGUGUAAAUUUAAAGAAGAUCAAGUCACCAGUUAAUGAGCUUAUAGGGCUGAUGGAAUUCACCGGCACCUGCUUACUCUGAUGGCAAAAGCACAAACUGUACUAACUUCCCCUUACUGGUUUAAGAGUGGAAUUCCAAAUUUCACAUCCUCUUGAUAUUGAAAGAGGACUUAAUCGAAAAGAGACAGCAACAGAGAAAUGUUUCGAGAGUGAAAACUUCCUCUGAAUUGGAAUCAUAAGACUCCAAAGCAAUCUGCAACAUACCAUCUCAAGUCCUUGGCAGCGGCUUGUAGAUAUUUGUGUUUGGAUACUUAUUAAACCAGGAACAGUCAAGCUUUAAUUCUUUUCAACUCAGUUUGGUAUUUUCUGAGAAGAAAAAGAAGGACAGUGAAGGCUAGGGUAUAAUUAAUUUUUCCGUGUGCCGUUACAUCUUUUGCACAGUUGAGCACUCUUACCUUUCCAAGUUUAGUCUUCUGAACGAAAGCCCAUACUGACGUGUUUGACGCAUGCACGCUACAUCUGCUUUGCGAUGCUCUUUUAGUAGUCAACGGCAGGCGCAUGUCAAGGCGACAUGCAUAGACUGCAGAUUGUUGCUGUUUCUGGAAAAACUACGGUGUGCAAUCACAAUACGCAUACUGUGCUGAUGACGAAAUUUACGUCACGUACACAAGACAUAGUAGUAUGCAGAAAACUGAAGAACACUUUGGCAAUUAGAUGAGAAGAGAGACAAAAAAAAAAAAAAAGACAGAACUCACCCAUGUGAGCACGGUGUAAAGGGCAAUGGUGCGUCAGAAGUGUAGAGUCAUGGUUUGUCUGACGAUCCCAAACUUCCCCUGCCUUUCUUUCGGUUUCCAGUGAUAACUACCCACAUAGUCCCAUGAGGCCGUGGGUGUUAAUAUCAACCCUUUACAUGCUGUAUAAGCAGCAUGCUAUUCUGGAAUUUACAGUAAGCAGACAAACGGACAUUUGAGUGUAAGUUCUAUGGACAAAAACUCUGCCUACCUUAGGAAGCAGUGGAUGACAAAAUCAGGUGUGUUUGCGUGUGAGUUCCUCCAUGGUCCCCCCCCCCCGCAUUUAUUUCCCGCCUCAAGGGGCCGGCUUUUAUCCGUAGGAGACUAUCAGCUGCCCAGUCUCAACAGACUUGUCAAAGAGUCAGCACUCUUUCUACUCCUCCUCCUUCCUUCUCUCAUUUCUUGAAGCUCACCUGUCUCACUCAGUACUCCUGGGCUCAUACUGUACGUGCAUUUAGAAACGUUGCCAUGAUGAUGCAGGAAGUGUCUAUAAUGGUAGCUUACGACGCACAUGUUAUCAAUCAGAUCUAUGAGGAGGACUUUUUUGCCAGUCUGGUGGCCGACUCCAAACACAAGCCAGCGGUACCAACAAAGAAGCUUAAGAAGUUUGAGAAGGAGUGUCAGUCUCUGAGAGAGAGCCAGUUACAACAGGAAGACCCCAUAGACAGAUAUCAGCUCAGAACUGUGUAGCAGGCUGCACUGAAUCCCACAAACUCUGUACAUCAUACUCUCAACGGAGAAAGAGAGCGAAAUGUUUGCGAGACAUUUGUUGAACAAAUUGUGAUGGCUGUUUUGUACGAAGUGUGGAGAAACGCUUGCGAAGCUUUAGUUAAACAGUUAUUUAACAUUGUAGAUGCUGAUGCACGAAUGUGUUGUGAAACUAUUGCGAAACAUUCGUUGAACGAUUGUUUACCACAUUGUAGAUGCUUGUUUUUUACGAAGCUAUCAGAUAUUUUUUUUUUUUAUAUUUAUGUAUUUUGAGAGCCUUUUUAAUAAAUUUCAAUUUUAUUUUAUAAGCUAAAAAAGAAAACAAAUAAUUUUAUAGAGCAGUUUGCAUAAUAAAAUCAAAUAAUUGUCCAAUUUUUGUUAGCGCAUUUUAGUCUUUUGUUUACAUGUACUUAUGCACUUAAAUGUUGAAUUGUACUUAUUUUGUAAAAAUUAUUUUUUAAAGCAGUAGAAACAAGCUAAACAUUUGGGCAGAGAUUAGUGUUUGUUUAUUGCAUAUAUUUUUGUUUUGUUUUAUUUAAAUGUAACAUUUAAUGAAUCUUUUGUAUUUUUUGGAAUGAUGUUAUUUUUUAUGUUUGUAUUUGUUUUAUAUUCAUGGAAAAAAUAAAAGUUUUAGAUUUUUUACUUUUUUUAAACUUUCUAUUUUGGUAAAAAACAAUUUUUUGAAAGUGCUUCCAAAAGCAACUUAAAAUGUUGGAAAGCCAAGCUAUGAUUAAAGGAACCUCCAUUACUCAGUCAUUUCCUUGCCAGUACUUCCUGUUUAUCCUCUCCUUCCCUCACUUAUUAACCAAUGAGAUUCCCUUUCUCACCUUAUGAGACCUUGUUACUCACCCUGUUUAACCAAUGAGCUGUUGCGGGGGGCGGUGGACAGGCAGUGAAAGGAAGCGGUUUUGUAUUUGACCAUUGGUGCUGGAUGAGGAAGGCCUCUGCGGUUCUUGUUCUAGUGGUGUAGUGUUGAAACUCUGGUGUAGUCUACGGUGCA